This is a messenger RNA of Trichogramma pretiosum, 1826 nucleotides long. RefSeq names its product speckle-type POZ protein-like. Gene Ontology annotation, biological process: regulation of proteolysis; proteasome-mediated ubiquitin-dependent protein catabolic process. Lineage: Eukaryota; Metazoa; Arthropoda; Insecta; Hymenoptera; Trichogrammatidae. Gene Ontology annotation, cellular component: cytoplasm. The record is from RefSeq and is a predicted model, not a curated record. The transcript has 2 exons. The coding region runs from base 542 to 1486 and encodes 314 amino acids. Gene Ontology annotation, molecular function: ubiquitin protein ligase binding.
CAUGCAUACAUACGUACUCAAGUGACUCGACAACGCAUUUGGCCUACAUAACUCAUCGAGUCAGACAAAGGCAAUUCGGGCUUUUUCUAGACUAACGAUAAGUCACCAACGAGCAUUAUUAAGAGCGUUUUGGCUUGAAGUUUCGAGAGAGCAGUUUUUGACUGGAAGUCGAAGGGCGAAGCCGUCGAGAUCUUUCUCCAUAGUUUGCGCGCAACGUUUGCAGUGUAAGUGUGACACCCGUGCCAAAUUCAGUAACUGUAUAGACAACCGCAGGGAUUCAUUAAGAAAUUUGUUCGAUUUUCGACGUGUGAUAUACAUAUCCAUACAAUCUGACUAAACAAUAUAGGUGAAUUUGCGGUUUUAUACUCAAGAUUUGAUACCAGGCUUUCUCUAUUGGCUUAGUCACACUGCAAUUCUCGUCACGAUCAUUGUUCUGCAGUUUUUGGAUUACGAUUGCAAAGCAGUCAGUCAUAUUGCUAUAAGCAACAUCUUUUAGAGCUAUUCAAACUUGCACCAUUGACUUAUAUUAUUUGCUUGCAAUAUGAAUCAAGUUGUUACUUCACUAAGUCAUUCGUAUUGUGAAUGGCACAUACAGAAGGAAAUUAUAAACGCAAACGGUAUAAUUGAAUCUCCGAUUUUUUUAUGUUCACGGAAGAAACAGUGGCAAUUUGAUUUGGAUUGGAAUUACCAUUCUUACUCAAAAAAUUUUAUGAGAUUAAAGCUAAAACGUAUUAAUGAAAAUGAUACAGAGGAUAAAGUGGAUAAUAAUAAAAGUUACAUAUGCGUCAUUAGUAAAUUAAACAAUGAGAAAGAGAAACGGUCACUUUUUGAAAAUACGUAUCACGAGUUUUCUAAUAUCUGUCAAGAAAAUCUAGGAGAAUAUUUAUGUAAUGGGCUGUUAAAAAUUCGUUUUUUAAUUGUUACUAAACUAAAAAACAAAAGGGGUACACUCUCCGACUUGCCUUCUUCAACUCUUUACAACAAUUCUUACUUUUCGGAUGUUCAACUUUUUGUUGGUGAUAAAUCAUAUUACGCUCAUAAAGCUAUUUUGGCUAAUUGCAGUCAAGUAUUUGCGACAAUGUUUAAAAUUGAUAUGAAAGAAAAGAAGGACAAUAUAGUAAAAAUUGAUGAUCUUAAUGCUGAGACUGUUGAGUGCAUGUUACAGUUUGUUUAUACUGGUAAAGUAAAUACAUUAGAUGACAAUGUAGUGUUUAGUUUGUUAAUGGCUUCUGACAAGUAUCAAAUGGAGCAUUUAAAAGAUUUUUGUAAAAAUUAUUUGUACGACUCAAUGAAUUUGGACAAUUGUAUUGAAAUUGCUGAGUUUGCAGAUCGAUACAAAAUGGAUUUACUUAAGUUUUGGGCAAAAAAUUUCAUUGCUGUAAAUAUAAAACAAAUAUCAAAAUCCAAAAAAUUUACAGAACUAGCAAAAACUAAUAAUGACUUACUUUUGGAAAUUGUUAGCUAUUCUUUCGAUUACAAUUUGUAAUCAUGAUAAAACAUUUAAUUAAUUCACAAGUUUAAUUUUAUACUUCAUUAUGUGAUUAUUCAUGUAAUUUGCAAUAUUAUGUUUGAUGUUUAAAGUAAUUCAAAAGUGUCAUAUGUAUCAAGCUUAUUCGUUCAGUCCGUUGCCCAUGUGUCACUUAAUAGAAUCAAAGAGUUAAUUAAUCAACAUAUUUUUGCAUAAAAACAUAGAUGUUUCAGCUAUUGAAAAAAAAUGUUAUUAAAGAUAAGAUUUAUAAGAACUAAUUUUGAUAUUCAAAAGUAUAUAUUGAUUGCUUCUCUUUUGUUCAGAAUUGUUAAUGAAUAUUUUUAUGAAAAGAUAAAUA